AUCAUUUUAGAAUGUGAAGUACUUAGUUUGGUGAUGAAGUUGAAUUAUGAAGUUUUGGGAAGAAAACGGAAGGGCUAGUGGGCGAGGAAGUGUUGGGUCAACUCACAGUGCCAUACAUCUUGAGAAUCCAGAAUCACAUCUCCGAUGGUACUUCAAGUAUUUUCUUGGAACAGCUCAUCAGAACUACUAUGGCAAGACAGCAGAGAAGAACAUGUUCAUUCUAUCUGUUGUAAAAUCAGAUGAACACUACAGAGCAAUUCUCUGGGCUAAAACUGGGCUACAAAGAAUUUAUUUGCCCGUAAACUUGCAGAAAACCCGGAGUCCCCAGUCAAUAUGCCAAGAGUUUGGUGAUAUAAACGUGGUGCGGGCCCCCCGUGAGAUCAAAGAAGCAGAGAUACAAAGAGAUCUGCUCUACAUCGAGGAGCAAGAGGGAGCUAUCAACUUCAAGUUUGGGGUGCUGUACAGAAAGAAGGGACAAAGCACAGAUAACGAAAUACUCUGCAACAACGAUAUUACACCUUCAUUCGAGAAGUUUCUAAACUUGAUCGGGGAGAAAGUGGCUCUUAAAGGUUUUAACGAGUACCGAGGAGGUUUAGACGUCAAAGGAGAUACAACAGGAACACACACCUACAGAACGGUGAUGGAAGGGAAACACAUUAUGUUCCACGUUGCUAACAUGCUCCCUUUCUCUAAAGAUAACCCUCAGCAGGUGGAGAGAAAGAGGCACAUAGGUAACGACAUAGUAAACAUCGUGUUCCAAGAAGAAGACGACGAGUUCGACCCUACCUGUUUCCUCUCCCAAAUGAGUCACAUUUACGCGUCAGUAACCUACAAGACGGAACAAGAUGCCUAUCUGCUGCGCGUUUUUAACGAGGAGGCGGUCCCGCCCUACGGACCUGAGAUUUCUGGAGAGUACACGGACCAUGACCACUUUAGAAGAGUGUUACUGGUGAAGCUGAUGAACGGGGAGAAGGCUGUGUAUGAGACUCCGCAGUUUGUUGCUAGGAGGGAACGCACUAUUGAUCAGCUACUUCGUGAGAUCUACAAGAGAUACGUGAGAUGUGAUGAGCAGGGCGAGCUCGACCACCAUCUCAGACCAUUCGCAGAUCUUACAGAUCGUAUAAUAGAGACUACGCCUCGUAUUGGGAGGAAAAAGCGGUUUAAGAAAGCAGCUCGCUUUACAGAGAAGGGGCAGGACUUGAAGUUCCAGAAGAUAAUCUCAGGACACGCCCCCACCAGUAAAAACUGCACGUCAUUAUCCCUCCAGAGGAAACUAGCCCACUUCUCAAACUGGAGAUGUGACCGCGUGUUGGGCGAUAUUCCCCAGAAAAUACACUGCGCAGAUUUCUGGGACACGUUUGUGGUGAUGGGGUCAGAUAACGGGUUGUCUCUAAUAAACACACUGACAGCUGAUGUGACUGAGAUAUACGACAGUCUCUUUGUACCUAAACAGAUACUAGUUGUGGAGGAGAAGAGUAUUGCUAUUGUAAGAGCUGAGAAAGGUAAAAAUAAGACUGGCUGUAUAUACACGUUCGACCUGUCAGCUCUUACGAUGAAAUCUCAAUGCACUAAAAACAUUGGAAGAAAGAAAACAAAACAAGAGAAAAUCCAGGCAACCAAGGGCUGUUCGUUAGUGUGUUGCUACCUGACUAUUGCUAGUAAACUCUACAUGUCCGUUGUUAAACACAAGAUGAUCCAGCUAUAUGAGUGGAUCAGGAUACCUGGACAAGGACAGGGCUGGUUUCAGUGCAAAAACGAUUUCCAGAUCAGUGACGUUCAGUCGAUGUGUAUGUUCAGUAGACCCAGCGGGCUAAAGAUAUGUGUGGGAACCUCUACAGAGUUCCUGAUUAUAGACGCAGAAGCAGGCGAAAAUGACAAAAGAAAGUGUAUAGAGCGUCUUCAAAAACACAAGGAGAACACAAGUUUAUGUAUAACUCCUGUAGUGAAGGAUGAGAUAAACAACUGGGCUAUUGGCGUCCUUCUCACCUACAAUAAUAUCUCAGUUUUGGAACAGUUUACACUGCAUCCUGACAAUAUAUUUACUAUUCUUAUCAAGUGGAACGUCAAACCUUUACAUAUUCACAGCUCGCUACCGUAUUUCAUGGCGAUAGGACAACAAGGUAUAGAGAUAAGAAUGGCAAGCAAUGGCAACGUGGUUCACAGUAUAGAUGUAACGUGUGUCUCUUAUCUAGCAAUAAGAUGUGAUCUGAUCUACCUGUCCACGUGGGACAACAGUUCUUCCACCGGGGAGAUAGUCAGCCUCCCCACCUCAGUCAACUUCGGCUCCAACUCGACCAUCAGCAGCACUGGCUUAGCGCUCUCUAACGAGAGUGUCGAGCACUCGGUCGAGUCUCCUGGUAGCACUCUUACCCGAGAGUCUCCCCUCCGUCGCAGCUUCAACGAUCAUGCCUGGGCUCGAACUUACACUCACACUGAAACCCAUGACGAUCUAGCUAACAAUAUUUUCUCUUGUCUCUCGUUAACGGACUUAGCUUAUACACAGAGCAUAAGGCCGCCGUAGAGCAGGUUCCUGGAUACUAGGAUCUCAAGGAUGUGAUGAUUUGAGAAGACAUGUUAACGAUCAUAUAGGAUGAAUUAAGUGGGAUCUUUUUUAUGUUCUUAUUUCAAAGUCUCCCAUCGUGCAGCCCAGAAAUUGAAUUUGAGUGUUACUGUUGUUUCAAGUUUCGCACAAGAUAUGGUCAUGUAAAGAUGCGGAAAUGUGUAUUUAAAGAGUCUGAUGAUUGCUUUCAGCAAAACUGUGUUGUAGCGGGACAGAUUCUUUGAAAAUUUUGGCUGAGCUGUCAAAUAUCUUUAAUUUUAUUUUACUUUAUAUGGCAGUGUUACCAUGGUAACACCACUGAUAUGGUAGCGUUACUAUGGUAAAAACAUCAUAUUAUGGUGAUUUCUAAUACCCUUUUUAAUUUUGCAGCAACCAAUUCUUCCGAUUAUAUUUGGGUUUUCUAGCUGUCUAGUAUAAUUCGGAAGGCACAAAUUGAGCAAAUAAUCAAUAAAUAAUCCUAUAUGAUUGUCGUGUCAUGAACUCUAACCGUGACAAAACCUCUCCUCUUGUUACAGCAAUCUAAAAUAUCCAGCUGGAAUAUGUACGUUUUCUUCUUUUUUGUUACUUCUCACCAGAGCAGUUUGUGAAUUCAGUGUUCUCUCUAAAUGAUGUUAAAUGUUGCUGCCGCCCCACUUUUAGCUGCUGACACACCAUGUUCCCAGAAGGACUGGAACAAUAAGACUCCGGUACCGCUCCGAGUGAACUUCCACAAGAACUCUCCAAGAAACAGACGGAGUCUCACUAAUGCUGUCUUACGUAAGAACCUUCUCGGUGGUUCCACCUCUGAAAAUGACGCCAUGAAACACAGCUUCUCUACCUUAGACCUUGCGUUUGACUCCGAUGAGGAGAAUAUAGAGUCAGGGCCCGCCACUUUCAGCCACACUGGUUACGACCUGCACUAUAAUGUGUAUGAUGCUCCUACUUUUUUUAGGGUUGUAUCUGUGGAUCUGAAAAAGGGCCCCGGAGACUGACUCAUCAGCGCUCUGUUUUAUUUAUUGAUUUAGCUAUUUAUUUGCUCGUGAUACGUCUGUGUGGAGUUAAUGUGAUUUGGUGGUGCGAAAAAAGUGAUUAAAGAUUGCUGUGACUAAGAAAAUGUAUCCUCGCUCAACUGUUGUGUAAUCAAUUAAUUGAGGCAACAACCACCUUCCAGUUUUUGCUCGAUGCCUUUUUCAUUUUUUGACUAAUUUGUUAAUGUUAUGUUCAAAAUCAUAACCAUCCUGCAUCUUACUCCUUAUAAUACAUAAGACAUAACUAAUCGUUACGGUUAUUGAUAAGUAAAUUCUGACAGAGAGGAUCGGAGAAGAUUAUAAAUAAGAAGUUGUCUUAUGAUAAAUUCUCAUAGAUGAUAGUCUUAAUUUAUAUGAUUUAUUAACAUCACUAUUCACUAAGUCAUAAAAAUCGGAAUUAGUCCAUCACCAGAUUUCAGCUUAGAUUUUUAAGGAAUUGUUUUUGUUUAUCACCUAAAUUUUGAGUUUAGCUAACAGUAAAAUCCCUGACUGUUUUAUCUUGGAGUUUGUUAAAAACUGUUUUAUUUAAUCAUUUGACAUGAACACGACAAAAUGUUAUUAAUAUUAUAAAAGUGUACAUGCGGUUAAUAUUGCAGCUAAUCGAAUUCACAUCCUCCGCCUAGAUAUCGAUCAUAAUGAAGGUCAAGAUAGCUUCUGUGCUUACAGAUUAAAAAUUUAAAGAUAAUAAUAAUAUUGGACAAGUUGUUAAUUCGGAUUUUGAUUGUUGUAUUGUAGUUGUACGAUGUGUAUUGUAUAAACUAAUUUUACCAAUUCGC
Messenger RNA from Bolinopsis microptera, 4343 nucleotides. RefSeq names its product GTPase-activating Rap/Ran-GAP domain-like protein 3. Gene Ontology annotation, biological process: regulation of small GTPase mediated signal transduction; activation of GTPase activity. The coding region runs from base 47 to 2521 and encodes 824 amino acids. The transcript has 21 exons. Lineage: Eukaryota; Metazoa; Ctenophora; Tentaculata; Lobata; Bolinopsidae. Gene Ontology annotation, cellular component: cytoplasm. The record is from RefSeq and is a predicted model, not a curated record. Gene Ontology annotation, molecular function: GTPase activator activity.